GCCCGCGCUUCCGCGUCGGGAGCCGGCGGCGGAUCCCGGGACGCGGAGACCCGGGGUCCCGGCAGCGGGGCGGCCCGCGGGCCCGGGGCUGGGAUGCAUCGCCGCGGGGUGGGAGCCGGCGCCAUCGCCAAGAAGAAGCUGGCCGAGGCCAAGUACAAGGAGCGAGGAACUGUCUUGGCUGAGGACCAGCUGGCCCAGAUGUCAAAGCAGUUGGACAUGUUCAAGACCAACCUGGAGGAAUUUGCCAGCAAGCAUAAGCAGGAGAUCCGGAAGAAUCCAGAAUUCCGGGUGCAGUUCCAGGACAUGUGCGCCACCAUCGGCGUGGAUCCUCUGGCCUCUGGAAAAGGAUUUUGGUCUGAGAUGCUGGGCGUGGGAGAUUUCUAUUAUGAGCUGGGUGUUCAGAUCAUCGAAGUGUGCCUGGCCCUGAAGCACCGGAAUGGAGGUCUGAUAACUCUGGAGGAACUACAUCAGCAGGUGUUAAAAGGAAGGGGCAAAUUCGCACAGGAUGUCAGCCAAGACGACCUUAUCAGGGCCAUCAAGAAGCUGAAGGCGCUCGGCACCGGCUUUGGCAUCAUCCCCGUGGGUGGCACCUACCUCAUUCAGUCUGUUCCGGCUGAGCUCAAUAUGGACCACACGGUGGUGCUGCAGCUGGCGGAGAAAAAUGGCUACGUGACCGUCAGCGAUAUCAAAGCCAGUCUUAAAUGGGAGACCGAGCGAGCGCGGCAAGUGCUGGAACACCUGCUGAAGGAAGGGCUGGCCUGGCUGGACCUACAGGCCCCCGGGGAGGCCCACUACUGGCUGCCCGCUCUUUUCACGGACCUCUACUCCCAGGAGAUUACGGCCGAGGAGGCCAGAGAAGCCCUCCCCUGACUCUGGGAGCGCCCGGGGGGUGGGGGCCCGGCAGCUGGCAGGGAGAGGAAGGGAGAGCGGUUGGCGAAUAAAACCCGAACAACUUUG
Herpailurus yagouaroundi (jaguarundi) is the source of this 957-nucleotide messenger RNA. RefSeq names its product SNF8 subunit of ESCRT-II (gene SNF8). The record is from RefSeq and is a predicted model, not a curated record. The transcript has 8 exons. NCBI's taxonomy places the organism in Eukaryota, Metazoa, Chordata, Mammalia, Carnivora, Felidae. Bases 94 to 870 code for a protein of 258 amino acids. Gene Ontology annotation, biological process: protein transport to vacuole involved in ubiquitin-dependent protein catabolic process via the multivesicular body sorting pathway. Gene Ontology annotation, cellular component: ESCRT II complex.